AUGAAUUAGAAAUGCAAUAAGAUUGGACAUGAUUAAAAACCUAUAGAAUAUAUAUGUGUGCAAUCAAAACCAAUAGGAUUAGGUUGUGAGAAAUGUUACUAAGAGAAUAAGUAAAAGUUAAAUUUUUAAUCAAUAAAAAACUUUUAAUUGUGUAUGUAGGAAGCAAAAUAAACUGUAAUAAAAUAGACAGAAAAUGGAAGAAUAGAAUAAAUGAAAUAUGAAUUUGAUAUGUAGAUUUAGAAAAUAAAGGAUAUAAUGGAAUUUUAUUUAUCUGGAGUAGAACAAUAGAUAAAUAUUUAAUACAUAGAAUUGAGUGGAAUUAUUAAAUACAUUGAUAAUUUCAAUAUAAGAUCUCUAGACUCUCCAAAUCCAGAUCAUUAAUAAUACCUAAAAUUAAUAUAAGAUUAGAGUGUUGUUAAGAAAUUUGAUUAAUUAUAGAUGUAAAUUAAUUAAUUCAUGCAAAAACUACACUCAAUAUCAAUCGAUAUUAAUGAAUAAGUUAAGUUCUUAUCAGAAUCCAUAUUUUUUAGUCAUUUGAAAUAACUUAUAUAAAAAUAUGAUUUACCAUAUCUAUUUUAGAAGUAGAUUGAAGAAUUCUAAAUUCCAAAAGAAUUUUAUUAAAGUGAAUCGUAUCAUUUGCCAUUUGUAUUCAAAGAUAAUAUAGAUGGAAACAUAUCAUAUAUUGGAUAAUAAGAAAAUGAAGAAUUUCAUGGUAAGGGAUUGUUGUACUUAAAUAAAAAAAAUAUAGUAUAUUAUGGAUCAUUUAUAAAUGGAUAAUUCUGUUAUGGAAUAGCAUUGAAUUUAAACAAGAAGGAAAUAAUGAUUGGAGAGUUUGAAUUUAUAGAUAUCUUUUGUUAUAGAAUUCUGAAUUAUGGAAUCUGUAUUAAUUCUAAUUGUGAAAGGUAAUUAUAAAUUUUAAUAAAUAAGAUAUGAAGGAGAUUUUAAGGAUAAUUUAUUUGAAGGAUAUGGUUAAUAUGAUUAUAAUAAUGGUGAUUUGUAAUGAUUUUUUAUUUAUUCAAUUAGAUAUAAAGGAUAUUGGAAGGCUGGUAAAAGAUUUGGUUAAGGAGAAUUAAUUAAUUAAGAAUUUGGAACGUACAUAUUUAUAUUGAAAUUCUAAGGAUUAAGGGAAAUUUUGUAGAUGGAUAUUUGAAUGGUAAAGGAGAAUUAGAUUGUAAAACAUAAAAGUAUAAUAUAUAAUAAAUUAGAUAUUGGGGAGAUUUUAAAGAUAAUGAAAUAGAUGGAGAAGGUACUUUAGAAGAUCUAAUUAAUAAAACAAAAUAUGUCGGUUAAUUUUAGAAAGGAUUGAAAUGUGGAAAAGGAACUCUCAUUUUUUAAGAUAAUAAUAGAAGGUAUUUUGUGGUAUUUAAUGUGUUUUUAUAGAAUUGAUGGUAAUUUUAAAAAUAAUGAACCAUGUGGGAAAUGUGUGGAAACAAAUAUUAGGAAAUAUAUUGAGAAUCUUAAAUAAUAAAUAGAAACAACUGUAGAAGAANAUACCUAAAAUUAAUAUAAGAUUAGAGUGUUGUUAAGAAAUUUGAUUAAUUAUAGAUGUAAAUUAAUUAAUUCAUGCAAAAACUACACUCAAUAUCAAUCGAUAUUAAUGAAUAAGUUAAGUUCUUAUCAGAAUCCAUAUUUUUUAGUCAUUUGAAAUAACUUAUAUAAAAAUAUGAUUUACCAUAUCUAUUUUAGAAGUAGAUUGAAGAAUUCUAAAUUCCAAAAGAAUUUUAUUAAAGUGAAUCGUAUCAUUUGCCAUUUGUAUUCAAAGAUAAUAUAGAUGGAAACAUAUCAUAUAUUGGAUAAUAAGAAAAUGAAGAAUUUCAUGGUAAGGGAUUGUUGUACUUAAAUAAAAAAAAUAUAGUAUAUUAUGGAUCAUUUAUAAAUGGAUAAUUCUGUUAUGGAAUAGCAUUGAAUUUAAACAAGAAGGAAAUAAUGAUUGGAGAGUUUGAAUUUAUAGAUAUCUUUUGUUAUAGAAUUCUGAAUUAUGGAAUCUGUAUUAAUUCUAAUUGUGAAAGGUAAUUAUAAAUUUUAAUAAAUAAGAUAUGAAGGAGAUUUUAAGGAUAAUUUAUUUGAAGGAUAUGGUUAAUAUGAUUAUAAUAAUGGUGAUUUGUAAUGAUUUUUUAUUUAUUCAAUUAGAUAUAAAGGAUAUUGGAAGGCUGGUAAAAGAUUUGGUUAAGGAGAAUUAAUUAAUUAAGAAUUUGGAACGUACAUAUUUAUAUUGAAAUUCUAAGGAUUAAGGGAAAUUUUGUAGAUGGAUAUUUGAAUGGUAAAGGAGAAUUAGAUUGUAAAACAUAAAAGUAUAAUAUAUAAUAAAUUAGAUAUUGGGGAGAUUUUAAAGAUAAUGAAAUAGAUGGAGAAGGUACUUUAGAAGAUCUAAUUAAUAAAACAAAAUAUGUCGGUUAAUUUUAGAAAGGAUUGAAAUGUGGAAAAGGAACUCUCAUUUUUUAAGAUAAUAAUAGAAGGUAUUUUGUGGUAUUUAAUGUGUUUUUAUAGAAUUGAUGGUAAUUUUAAAAAUAAUGAACCAUGUGGGAAAUGUGUGGAAACAAAUAUUAGGAAAUAUAUUGAGAAUCUUAAAUAAUAAAUAGAAACAACUGUAGAAGAAGGAGAAUAUGUAAAUGGAUUGAAAACUGGAGAAUUUAAUUGUCAAAUUACAUGUAACGGUUAGAUAAUAAAGUAUGAUAUAAAAAUAAUAAAUUUAUAGAAAAUUGAGAUAUUAUGAUUCUGGAGAGUUGAUAUUUGAAGACAUUAUCAUUUGA
Molecule: messenger RNA, 2750 nt
Organism: Paramecium pentaurelia
Lineage: Eukaryota; Ciliophora; Oligohymenophorea; Peniculida; Parameciidae
Source: the annotation of a GenBank genome assembly